Messenger RNA from Ramularia collo-cygni, 2307 nucleotides. RefSeq lists its product as uncharacterized. NCBI's taxonomy places the organism in Eukaryota, Fungi, Ascomycota, Dothideomycetes, Mycosphaerellales, Mycosphaerellaceae. The coding region runs from base 1 to 2307 and encodes 768 amino acids. The record is from RefSeq and is a predicted model, not a curated record. The transcript is spliced from 2 exons.
AUGGCCGACUCUUCACCACCCAUCAUGUCACUCGCCGAGGCUAAGCUACAGCGCCAGAAUGAGCGCAUCCAUCUGGCGGAGGCAGCGCUCGCCAACCCGCCGCAGCUGGAGCGAAGCCGUCCCCAGUCACGCGCAAAAUCGAAGCCAACAAUGAAAUCUCUAGACAAUUCCGUAUACUCAGGAAGAUCAAGAGCGACCAGCGUCAGCUCCGGGGGUGUUGCCAUUGAGACGAGAGUCAACAGUUACCGCACCGAAGGUCCUCACUUGGGUCGCCCAUACAGCAGAUCCUCGCAGGAUGAUCCUCGCACAACGAACACGGAAGCUGUUGGAAUGGAGCGACAAGAUUCUGCACUGGACGAUACGGGCUUUCAGACAUAUACGGGUCGCCGCAACAGUCGAAGGGGCGAGCUGGGUGCCUACGAGGAUAAGCCGGAAGUGAAGCAGGCCACUGUUGAGGCUACUGUGGACCAACGCGAAAUUCUUGCCGUCUUCGCCAACCCACUUCCAGGAUUGGAGUUCCUCGCGAGUCAGGCUGGCUGGCGUAAUGGUCAGGUGCAGUUCAUCCAACACCCUAACGGGGAUGUUUCUGCACACAUGUGGUCACUGAGAAGCUAUCAGUGGGACAAUAUCGGUCAAUUCUCCAACAUCCGUAAAAAGAUCGAAGGACAGCUCGCAGGCGAUCAUCUGAAAGGGGAGACCGCCUACCAAAAGUUGCAGCAGAACUCGCUGGCAUACUUUCGCACCAUCGCGAAGCAACGCGAAGCAGCAACUGCAGGACUAGAUUUUGGGCAGACAGAAAUUCAACAGCUCCUACCGGACCCUGCCCAAGCCAAGCUCUCUGCUUCCAGCAAGAAACWCAAUGCUGCCACUCCGGCAUUUUCACAAAUCGCUCAAGACUCCGGUUUGGCUGAACGACAGGACGCGAGACUCCAAACCACUCAGCAGCAGCGUACCAUCCCUCAAUCAAUCGAGCUGGUCGAACCUCACUCAUUCUACGCUGUGCCUCAGGGCUCGCGCGUCGUUGACAACCACUUCCAAGCUCCCUUCAGUCCCAAACACGUGCACACCGCUGAUGAUCCGUUCGCCGCGAGCGUAUUCCCGUCUGCCUUUACUCAACUGGGGCCCGAGUACAGUGGCGGUACCGUGGCUGGUCCAGCCAGACAAGCCGCGCCCAUGGGACCACCGCAGCCCUUCGAUGCCCGAAAACCUUCGUAUGGUACGUAUAAAUCAAUCCCAUUGCCAGCGGUACCAGAUGUCAGGAUGCCAUGCAAGCCUCUUCCGGCGUCUCGCACCACCUUCGAAGAUGUCGGCCGCAGUUUUGGCAGCAACUUUUUAUCCCGACCCAGCAUACCGGGCGUAUCAGCGUUCUUGCCGGCACGGGUGGCCGGCACUGGUCCGGACAUGGAUCGCAGGCACUUGUCCGUUGCUUCUAUGGAGUCGCUGCGCGGUAAGCCCGUCACUCCGCGCGAGGCUGCACGGGAAAAUAUAUUCAAGAUUCGCGGUCAUGCAGUUGAGCGCUCCCUCAGCCGAGAGAAUCUUGGGUCUUUCAGCUCUGUUGAUGUCGAGCAUGAGCACAGCCAGCUGCCUCGACGCAGUGUGCUACACGAUCCUUUCAAGGGCGAUCUAAAGACCGAGUGCACUUCGUCAUCGGCAUCUCGCCGCAGCGAAAGUGAGGACCACAGCACUAUUAUGCAGACGGCUGCUCGUUCCGUGWUCUCUCAAAAAACUGAUAUCGUGGACGACGAAUACCAAUCGCUGGCUAUUUACGCCAAUCCGCAUGGCUCCAUCGAACACCCACGCACCUCAUCCUCCAUGCACAGCUCGGCCAAGAAGGUGGGCGUGAGCCCGGAAAAACGGCUUGAUGAUUGGUGGACCUCUGGCAGCAACUUCGGCCGGCAAGAGGAGUUGUACCAGAGCAUUCAAGCUAUUUCCAAGCCACGUCAUUCAAUGGAAAUCGCCGCGGCUCGCGUGUCCGCCGUCGCCAAUGCGCGACGCCCAACCGGGACCGCCUCUACGAAUGGCGAUAUUCUCACGCGCGUGCUCAUUCCCGUGUAUKCGAAUCUCGCCUCGUACGUCGAAGGUCCAUUGGAGAGUCGUCGUGACUACUGGUCGCAUUGGUCUCAGGCACCAGAAUGGUGCAUUGAUCGUGGCCCAAACGGGAACAAGUCCUUUUACGACGACCAUCGGGAGAUAGAAGCUCGGAGCGGCCGCGACUCAAGAUAUUCCUCCAUGGGGAGUGACUCGAGGUUUGCUGGCGUUGCAGUACCUGCCAGCCUGGAGAGGCGGCUGCGUAGCACUCAGCUAUGA